CUUCACCGCCCGCAAUGCCCUUGGAUACUGGCGCCCCGCUCAUCUCAACACGACUCCCAUACUCUGAAGACUGAAACAAACAUACCUUCCGAGGAGGUAUCCUGGAUCUUUUGCUCUUUGGCUGUUUUCAUUGCCUUGAAUCCUGUGCGCCUGCAUGAAGCGAAUGGAGAGGGUCCAAGGAUAACAGGGGGUGCAGGAUUUGCUACUGCAGAAGACCUGCCGGUGGGUCGCUGUGGCCCGGCUGCCAGGGGGGCUGCGCGUCAUACCAGAGGGCUUCGAGGCACAUCCGCUUAUAUGAUAGACAGCUAAAAUCGUUUUGCAUGGAUACAUCAUGGCUACGUUUGUGUGCAGGGUACAGUUCUUAGAUGACACUGAUCCAUUCAACAGCACCAAUUUCCCCGAGCCCACCAGACCACCUUAUUACACUUUCAGGGAAGAUAUUCCUCUGAUCAAUCAGAUUGCUGGAGUCCACAGGCUGCUGAAAGCUCCACAGAAGCCUGAUGACUGUGCCCUUCAGCUGUCCCAUAAUGGGAGCUACCUGGACUUGGAGUCUACCCUGGCAGAGCAGAAGGAUGAACUGGAGGGUUUUCAGGAGGAAGGGGGGAGAGGCAAGAAACACAGCAUUAUUCUUCGAACACAGCUAUCUGUCAGAGUUCAUGCCUGCAUUGAGAAACUCUACAACUCCAAUGGACGGGAGCUGCGGAGAGCCCUCUUUUCCCUCAAGCAAAUUUUUCAGGAUGACAAGGACCUGGUGCAUGAGUUUGUGGUUGCCGAAGGACUGACAUGUUUGAUAAAAGUGGGAGACGAAGCAGACCAGAACUACCAGAAUUACAUCCUCAGGGCUCUUGGACAGAUAAUGCUGUAUGUGGAUGGGAUGAACGGUCUCAUAUCUCACAAUGAAACAGUGCAGUGGCUUUACACCCUUGUCGGGUCCAAGUUUCGUCUGGUGGUGAAGACGGCCCUAAAGUUGCUGCUGGUGUUCGUGGAGUACACUGAGGCCAACGCCGCCCUGCUCAUAAAGGCUGUGAAUGCUGUGGACACCAAAAGAGGCACUAAAAUGUGGUCAAAUACCAUGGAAAUCCUGGAUGAGAAGGAUGGAGUGGACACAGAGCUCCUGGUCUACGCGAUGACACUCAUCAAUAAAACUCUUGCUGGCCUCCCAGACCAGGACUCCUACUAUGACGUGGUGGACUGUCUGGAGGAGCAGGGCAUCGAAGCCGUGGCCCAGAGACACCUGAGCAGGAAGGGAACUGACCUUGACCUCAUGGAGCAGUUCAACAUCUAUGAGAUGACUCUUCGCCAUGAGGAUGGUGAUGAUGAAAGCCAGUUGCCUCCCAGCGGUCGAAAAGACCGCCGGCGGGCCAGUGUUUGUGGCACAAACGAGAGGCGAGGCCUGGAGAGAAGACGCAGCCGGCGACACUCCCUCCAAAAUAAUAGAGGCCACACAUCCGCCCCAGCAUCCCCCAGCAGCCCCCAUAAUCACAGCAACAGCUUCCUGCCCUUCAGUGGCCAACGCAUCGAUGACAUCAGUGAAAGAGAAGAGGAGAAUGAGGAAGAAGAGGAGGAAGAGGAGGAGGGAGAGGAUGAGGAGGACGAGGAAGAGGCAGACGAUGAAAGUCAUCCGGUCACUGAGUCCUCUAGACAGGGCACUCACAGUCACACAGAUGCAUCACAUAAAAACAACUCCUAUAUGUCUUACUCUGCUAGAAAGCCCUGCUGGGCUGAAAGAAUCAGCGCCAAUGGCACUCCAUACCCUGGCAGGCACCAGGCUUCUGCAACACCCAACCAUCGCUUCCCCAGUUCAGUUCCCGCUACACCAGACACCAAACCUGACAGGCCUGCUUUAGGGGGCUUGCUAACCUCCUCCUACAGACAGCAUCAGGAGUCUUUGGCCGCAGAGAGAGAGAGGAGGCGCCUGGAAAGAGAGGAACGCCUGCAGAAAAUUGAAAGAGAGGAGAGGAACCGAUUCAAUCGAGAUUAUGUAGAAAAGAGGGAAGAAGCAAGACAAGCCAGAGAGGAAAGAUACAAGGCUGUGGAGAGACUCGCCGCAGAGGAGUUUGAGAGGGAGCACGCCAGGGCGCCACCAAGAGGACGGACAGAGAUCACUUUGUGUCUGAGUUCCAGCUCUGCCAGCCGCUCUGCAUCUCGCUGCGCCACACCUUCAACCAUCGUCUCACAGGAAGAUGUAGUCGCCAGUCCACCCCAGACACUGGGAACAGAACGUAUCUCAGAGCCAAACCUUGACCCGCAGACCAGAACCAGAAGUCCAGUGCCAGAGUUAACAGCAUUAAAAGCUUCCCCCAUACCUCCCUCUGAGCCAGACGAGCAGCAGACUGAGACAGAGUCGCCGGCAGAGACAGAGGAUGUUUCAGAGACUCGUUCGCACCAGAAUGUAGUGGUGGAGCCAGUGUCAGAUGAGCAGGCAGGGAGUAAGAAAGAAGAGAGGCAAGGGGAGGAGAGGCUUGAUGAAAGUAGACAGUCCAUGAAUGAGGUAGUGGUAGAGGAGCGGGUAGAAGAAGCUGAGGUAGGUGAGAUGGUAGCAGUGGUGGGAGAGCCAGAUGUGGACCCAGAGGGCGUGGAAGUGGAGGUCGAGGUAGAGGAGGAGUCGGAAAGGGAGCAGCCAAUGGAAAGGGAUGUUGAAGACAGUGUACUGCUUAGUGAGAAGGAGAGACAGAAUGAGGAAGUGAAUGAAAAGGACAAUUGCUCUGCAUCCAGCAUCUCAUCAGCUAGUAGCACUCUAGAAAGGGAGGAGCGGGAGGAGAAACUCACCAAUGACAUUGAAGCAGGACAGUGGACACAGUGCAUUCAAGAUGCAGAUGUAAAUGACCAGUGCAGCAAGAUUCUCAAUAACAAGCGCUUCAUGCUGGACAUGCUCUACGCUCAGAAGACGCCCAGUGAGGAUGAAGGGAAAGUAGGAGAGACAGAUACAGAAAAAUGUAAAUGUGAGAAGGAGACAGAAUCCCAUGACUCCUCUGUAGCAAGCCUGGCAAGCAGGAUCUCCACGCUGGAGGCACAGAGACAAGCCAGAGAGGAAAAUGUGAAAAAAAUGGAGGUGGGACAUCUGGACAAUCAGGGCAACGUCCGAGCAGUGGCAGAGAAGUUUGGAGAUUUGGUCAAGGGCCUGACGUCUCCUCCUGAGGUAGAGGCCUCAAAAGAGCAGCAGCCUCAGGCAGACAAAGUGGCACCCGCUGUCUCAUCACCAUUACCACCUAAGAAGGAGUCUGACUACAUCUGGGAUCAGCUGAUGGCCACUCCCAGGGACCUACGGAUCAAAGAGAUGGACUUCACCGACUUAGGAGACGAGGAUGACCUGGACAUUCUCGAUAUGGACAGUGUGAUGGGGUCGAGUGACCUUAUGCCACCACCUCCCCCUCCCCCCUGCAACCCUGCCCUGCCCCCACCACCACCCUUGUUUGGGUGCCCUCCACCUCCUCCCAUCCUUGGCACUAUGAUGCCCCCACCCCCACCAUUUAUGGCCCCUAUCCCCCCUCCCUCCCCUCAGUUGAGUCGUGGGGAGGCCCCCCUCUUCCAGAAGAAGAAGAAGACCAUCCGCCUUUUCUGGAACGAGGUGCGUCCCCUGGACUGGCAGUGUAAGAGCCGUAAAUGCUGCAAGGAGUCUCUGUGGUCCAAACUGGAGCCAAUCAAACUGGACACGUGCAAGUUGGAGCAGCUGUUUGAGUCCAAAUCUAAGGAGCUGCCUGUUACAAAGAAAACAGCAGUUGACGGCAAACGACAAGAAAUCAUAGUCCUGGAUUCCAAACGAAGCAACGCUAUAAACAUAGGCUUGACCGUCUUACCUCCUCCACGCACCAUCAAGACUGCCAUCCUCAACUUUGACGAGUAUGCAUUGAACAAGGAGGGCAUUGAGAAAAUCCUGACAAUGAUCCCCACAGAGGAGGAGAAGCAGAGGAUCCAGGAGGCUCAGCUGCUGAACCCCGAUAUCCCCCUGGGCAGCGCCGAGCAGUUUCUUCUCACCCUCUCCUCCAUCACGGAGCUGUCUGCCCGCCUGCAGCUGUGGGCAUUCAAGAUGGACUACGAGGUCGUGGAGAAGGAAGUGGCAGAGCCUCUUCAGGACCUGAAAGAAGGGAUGGAGCAACUAGAGAAAAACAAGACACUCCGCUACAUCCUGGCCACGCUGCUGGCCAUUGGCAACUUCCUCAACGGCACUAAUGCUAAGGGCUUUGAGCUGAAUUACUUGGAGAAGGUUCCAGAGGUGAAGGACACGGUUCAUAAGCAGUCCCUGCUGCACCACGCCUGCUCCAUUGUGGUGGAGAAGUUCCCAGACAGCUCCGACCUCUACUCAGAGAUAGGAGCUAUCACUCGUUUGGCAAAGGUGGACUUUGACCAGCUUCAGGAUAAUCUGGUGCAGAUGGAGCGAAGGUGCAAAGCAUCCUGGGAUCACCUCAAGGUUAUCGCGAAGCAUGAGAUGAAACCAGCAUUGAAACAAAAAAUGUCAGACUUCCUAAAAGACUGCGCAGAAAGAAUUAUUAUUCUGAAGAUUGUACACCGAAGAAUAAUGAACAGGUUUCAUGCAUUCCUGCUUUUCCUGGGUCAUCCAAUCUAUGCGGUGCGUGAGGUCAGCAUCCAUCGCUUCAGUAAGAUCCUCAGUGAAUUUGCCCUGGAGUAUCGCACCACAAGAGAGCGUGUGCUCCAGCAGAAACAGAAGAGGGCCAUCCACCGAGAGAGGAACAAAACCAGGGGGAAAAUGAUAACAGAUAGUGGUAAGUUUGGUGGAGCCUCGUCAGACACACAGGAGAGUCAGCCUCAAGGUAUCCAGUAUGCCGAGGAUGCAGCUGAGCAUGAGAAUAUGAAGGCGGUGCUGAGGAGUAACCUGCAGGGUGGUGACAGCGGGACGUCCACAGUGCCUGGUCUUCGCACACGGACCAGAGCCAGCAGCACGAGAGGGCGUAUUCCCCCAUGGUGCACUGCAAACGACGACCCAGUGAAUUGCACAGAUGAUACAGCUGAUGAGAUCAUGGAGAGGAUUGUAAGGUCAGCCACUCAGGGGCCCAGCCAGCGGACACAGCCUCGCGAGAGGAAAAGGUCCCGAGCCAACCGUAAAUCAUUGAGAAGGACACUGAAGAACGGUUUGACGACGGAGGAGGCCAACGCUCUUGGCUUGUCCAGUGGUUCAGAGAUGCAGGUGUGAGGUGGACCACUGGACAUAAAGACAUCUGAAAGCCCUUCCACUGCCCCUCACAUGCACACGCCCAACCUGGCAACCCACUCCACUGUGGCUCGGCACCACCCCGCCAGCUUUGAUGAGUUGAUCUCAUCUUUAUGCGUUUUGGUUUACACAGGCUUGACACGAGCGCUUCCUGAAGAGAGAGAAAGAGUGGUUAUAGAAGUUCAGAAAAGGCUCAACAAGAUUUUUUUUUUUUUUCAUGUGCUGACAGGCAGAGAGGGCAGUAGACUGAGCUUCCACUCUCAGGAACAGAACGCUGCAUUCAAACCACUAAGCUUUGCUGUUGCUGGACAAAUAUGGUUGAUGUGAACUCGCAAGGCUUCAUCAUAUUCGCCUUUUGACCAUGAUCUUUCAUAGAAACACUACACAGGUCACCCACAUAAAAACACAAUUUUUUAAGGCCGAGGUAGAGUUGGACGCCUUGUGCUUGAAUCACUGUGGCCUUGACUGAAUCCAAAGGGCUGAACGAUCUGUGGUACGGAGCAUGGCACAGACACUAAACUCACCACAAGCUGUUUUUGGUUGGGUUUGGUGUCAGCCUUGCAGCUUUAGUGAUAGACAAAUGAAGUUGAUAGACAUUUAGUUUAUCUGUUGAUGGAUUGGUUUUGUGCAGAGGUUAUGGUUCUGUUUUAUACUACUGUGGUAGUUUUUGUGUUUAUAUUCAUUUAUGCUCAAGAAGGUGCUCAGAUAAGGAAUAAUUGCACUGGAUGUAGAAGUUGGGUAUUGAGGGAAUGUGAAAUCCUUGACACUGAUGAACCACUCAGACAUCUGACUAUAAAAAAAAUACUCCUUACGGUUUAGCCAGCAGUUAAAAUAGUAGCACAGUUUUCUUUGUGAUGUCUAAUGAAAGUGCGCAGAUUCCAUCAUCGCAGAUGUACAUACAAAAACUUUGUCAAUUGUGUACAGGCAAAAAAAGUCAUUUUUUUCUAGAUGAGAAGGAAUUACCAAACAGAGCAGCAGAAGUGCAAGCAUUUUUAAAGGGCACAGACGUUGAGAAAGAGAAUGUUUAAUACAGUUACUGUGGGCGAGACUGAUGCAUCAACAGAACUGAUGAUACCACUAGUUUUAGACUCAUGCUCAUCAUGCAAACUGAUUUUUUUUCUUAAACAAAUAUAGACACAUUGCAUUAUGUGAACUAUUGUCACUGAUGCGGAUCAUUGUCUCCAUGAUUGUACUUCUAAUAUAACUGAAGAGUUGGAAAUAGCAGAAAAAGACAGGAGCAACCUUCAUUAUGCUAUGUAGUUAUUUUAAAGAAACUAUGAGCUGCAAAUUUCAGAGUGCCUUUCAAAGACAUUUAUUUAUUGAGACAUUUUCAGGGACAUUCAAGAAAACGUUACUAUGACAAAUGCGCAGUCUGUGAGAAAUGAGAAGUUAAUAUUACAAUGUGCAUCAUUCACAAACUGUGAUUUGUUGUCAUUUUUAACCAGUGUUUUUAACAUGUCCUGGCAAAAUUACUUCCAUGGUAUCUCUUGGAUCAAAUAGUUUGUUAUGAAGGUAGCUUUAAAAUAUUUAUGUGGAUUUAAAGAUUGGUUAUGCACAUUAGCUGUAUCCUGUUGCCUUACUGUAGAAUUUGGGCAUGCAUUUCCCCUGAGCUUUUUCCACAAGACCUUGGUAAGAUGUAACACAUUAAGCAAGGCCAAAUUGACAAGUGGUUCAACUGCCAUCAUUGGAGAUUUUGUUUCGGUAUUUGUAGAAGUAUAACCCUCCCCCCACAUGCACAAACCCUUUGAAUAAGAGCAACAGGUGUUAUGUGACAAUUAGUAAUACAGAUGCACACAUGCAUAUCUAUACUCAAAUCCAAUUCUGACAUUUAUUAAAACAGAGGGAAGACCUUCUUUUUUAAAAGCUUCUCUAUAUGUAUGGUAUGUCCAAUAUUGAGCUCAUUGUGCUAUGAAUUCAUUUGGAAUGGCCUCUGCAAAAUUUAGAUCAUGCCUAAUUCAAGUUUUAAGUUUCAAGAUAAUUUUACCCACCCGCAAAAUUGUCACUGUGAUGGAAGCAUAGCCAUUGCAAAGAAACAAGAACCUAGCGCGUCAUCUUGAUAAAGCCACAUUAAAGCACACCAGCAGCACGUAUUGGUUUCACAUUUUUCUUGAGAAUUUACUGAAAAA
Messenger RNA from Myripristis murdjan (pinecone soldierfish), 7293 nucleotides. It is a transcript of the gene fhod3b, whose product is annotated as formin homology 2 domain containing 3b. The record is from RefSeq and is a predicted model, not a curated record. Gene Ontology annotation, cellular component: cytoplasm; cytoskeleton. The transcript has 27 exons. Gene Ontology annotation, biological process: cortical actin cytoskeleton organization; cardiac myofibril assembly; sarcomere organization. Lineage: Eukaryota; Metazoa; Chordata; Actinopteri; Holocentriformes; Holocentridae. Bases 332 to 5149 code for a protein of 1605 amino acids. Gene Ontology annotation, molecular function: actin filament binding.